Molecule: messenger RNA, 1336 nt
Organism: Paramuricea clavata
Lineage: Eukaryota; Metazoa; Cnidaria; Anthozoa; Malacalcyonacea; Plexauridae
Source: the annotation of a GenBank genome assembly
AUGAAACAUCUGGAUGAAAUUCGCUUAAUCCUUAACAAUAACGCCCUUGACAUUCUUGCAAUUAAUGAGUCCAAAAUUGAUAAUCAGAUUUCAAAUAAUGAGAUACAUAUUGAUGGUUUUAAUAUAAUUCGUAAAGAUCGAAAUAGGUUUGGUGGAGGUGUGGUUCUAUAUGUUCGCCAAAACAUAUCAUUCUCAGAUAGAAUAGAUCUAAUCCCUGAUGAACUUGAGAUGGUCUGCAUUGAAUUAAGUUUACCCUACAAUAAAUCACUGCUAAUAAGCACAUGGUAUAGACCACCAAAUUCUCUUAUGAAUAUAUUUGAUUACUGGGCAAGCUUUUUAGCAAAAUGUGAUAAUGAAGAUAAGGAGCUAAUCCUCAUAGGAGAUCUAAAUUGUGAUGUCAGUAAAACUAUACCUGACCCUCACACAUGUAAGUUGCAAUUUUUAUGUUCUCUGUAUCAGAUAGACCAACUUAUUAAAGAAUCUACAAGGCUAACUCCUAAAUCAGCUACACUAAUUGAUUUAAUAUUAACAAAUAGACCAGAAAAUAUUUCCAGAUCAGGUGUCAUUCACCUGGGAAUUUCAGAUCACAGCCUUGUCUACGCUGUGAGAAAAUUUACACUACCGAAAGGAAGGCAAAAAAUUCGUCAGGUUCGUAACUUUAAAAACUUUGUCGAAAAUGAUUUCAUUCGGGAUGUGUCUCAAUUGCCUUGGGAGAUGGUCUAUCAGUUUGGAGAUCCCAAUUUAUGUUGGCAAGUCUGGAAAUCACUAUUAUUAGAUGCACUUAAUAGACAUGCCCCUCUGCGCCACAAGCGAAUAAGGAAUAACCCUGUCCCAUGGAUUAAUCCUCAAAUUAAAGAACUUAUGAGAAAAAGGGACUAUCACAAAAAAAAGGCCAUAAAAUAUGAUUCGGAGUCACAGUGGGAAUUGUAUAAAACACUACGUAAUGAAGUAAAUAUAAACAUGCGGAAAGCAAAAUCUAAGUACUUUUGUGAUAAAAUCCAGGCAAGCUCUCAAAUGGGAGACAGUAAAAGUGGAUGGGCUUGGAUAAAUUCGCUCUUAGGAAGAAAGCAUAAGAAUGCAAAUAUUAAUGAACUGAAAGUAAAUGAUGAUAUUAUUUCUGAUGAUAAAUCUAUUACUGAAACAUUAAAUGAAUAUUUUAUAAAUAUUGGAAUGAAGAUGGCUGCUGAAUCAGCAUGUCAAAGCACUGAUGCUUUAAAUGAUCAAGUAAUUUAUGAAAGUACUGUGCUUCUUCCUAAAGAAAAUUUUCACUUCGCAGAUAUUACUAUAGAUAGUGUUUCCAAACGCCUACAAAAACUAAAUGUCUCAAAAGCGACAG